CGCGUGUCUGCAACCGUCAUGUUCAAGAAACCACUCGGGCACUUGAAGACCUCUUCUGCGCUUCGCAGCUCCGAUAGGCGCAAACUCAAGCAGCGCGUUAUAUCUACGUUCGGCUGUUCCGCAGAGGAUGGCGACGUGCUGGUUCCCGAGGGCAUUCAGUCCAUAAAAUUCACCACCCACAUGGACGCUCCGGGAGUUGCCUACCUCGACGCCGACGACACUCCUCUGUGGUUCAGCUUGGGGAAGGCUGGCGAUGACUUGAUCCCGACGGUCUACACCUUAUGGAAACGACCCGAGCUGCUGCCGUUCGUCACGACACCGUCCCAGGUCAUCUCGAUCCUCAUCGGCGGCGCAGAUCUUAUGCGACCGGGCGUUACGAGCUAUAUUCCGGGUCUGCAGAAAGGCCAGCUCGUUGCUGUGCGUCGUCUGAUUGGUGGCGCUUCGCCUAAGGUCUCGCCGCCUCUUGCUGUGGGCCACAUGGCUCUUUCGUCGGAUGAGCUCAAGGAAGAUCACAAGGGAAAGGCCGUGCUGAUCACGCACACCUGGAAAGAUCAUCUUUGGGAGAUGGGUCCGAAGACUGAGCCGCCAGAGGACACGCCGCUAACAGCACCUACUGCGGACGGUCAGGCCGAUGCAGAUAGCGAUGACGGGGCGAAGGCCCCAUCGCAUGCAGAGGCAUCCCAUCAGUCCGCAAAUUCGCAAGCGGGCGAAGGGUCGGGAGUUGGCGACGCGAAUGGCUCUUCAAAGGAGCCCGACGCGACGCCAACGCUCAAAGGUCCGGUGUAUACUCCUGCCGAGGUAUCGCAACUCCUCCACCUUGCUCUCGUGCAGUCAAUAGCUACAUCGCCACCCUCCUCUUUUCCCGUACCCUCGAACACCUUCUACGCCAGCCACGUUCUUCCAUCCCGACCUGCAUUUCCGGACCUCGUUCUUCCUCCUGCCACGAGCCCCGCAAAUCUAGAUAGCGCCGCUCUCCGACAAGAGAUAUCGCUGAAGACUUCGUCACAUAAAUCACUGGCCGCCUUCCUCAAGGCCGCUGAGAAAGCGGGCUUACUUACGGUCAAGGCCACGCCGAAGCAGAAGAACGACGUGAUGGUCACAUCCGUGAACACUACACAUCCGGACGUUACAACACACCGGCAAUUCCCCACUGUGCGUGAGGUCGAGGAACGGGAGGCGAAGAGGGAGGCGAGGAAAGAGGAGCUCAGCGCAAAGGAGGAGGCGCGUGGCUCGAUGCUCGAAGCGACGGAGCUAUGGAAGCCGCAUAUGCAUACGGUGCCGUUGUUCGUGGACUGGGGAUUGAGCACAAGCGAGCAAUAUACGUUCCCAGAAUUGAAACGAAUAUUCAACAACUGGCUCGAAGCGCACCCCGAAGCCAUAAAUCCGCACGAAAGGGCCUAUAUCAGCCUCAAGGUCCCCGCUGCAUCGUCUCUCGUCGCUGCGGCGUACCCGCCGAACAAGAAGGGGACACCACCUGCACCCGAGUUCGCGAAGCGCGAAGACAUCCUCCGCGACCUGAUCAAGCAGAUGCAGCCGUGGUACGAAGUCAAGCACGCGAACGGCGAGCGCGUGACGAGGAAGAAGGGCACACUCAAGCCGGUGAACGUGGCGCACAAGAUACGGCAGGGGAGAAAGGCGGCGACGAUUAUCACGGGAUUUGAGCCAUUCGAGAUGGCGGUGAACUCCGAGGAGAUGGCAGAGGAUUUGAGGAAAAUUUGCGCGAGCGCAACGUCGGUGGCGCCGGGACCCAAUAAGCAGCUAGAGGUGCUCGUUCAAGGAAAGCAGGCCAAGACUGUCGUGGAGUACCUCGUGAAGAAGGGAAUUCCAAAGAAUUGGAUACAGACGGAGGAUCAGACUAAGGGGAAGAAGUAGCGUGUCAUCGCGGCGACGAUGGAGACAGACGAGCGGCGAUUGAGACUGAACCCACCUGUGUAAUGUACCUCCGACGUAUUCGGAUUUGCGCAUACCCUUCGUCUGGCUCCCGAUCUACGAGGGUGGCGUGGCCACAAUAUCGCAUUUCCGCGUCGUCACAUUCAAACGUUCAACGCCUGUG
Schizophyllum commune H4-8 is the source of this 2053-nucleotide messenger RNA. RefSeq lists its product as uncharacterized. NCBI's taxonomy places the organism in Eukaryota, Fungi, Basidiomycota, Agaricomycetes, Agaricales, Schizophyllaceae. The record is from RefSeq and is a predicted model, not a curated record. Gene Ontology annotation, molecular function: RNA binding; translation initiation factor activity. The transcript is spliced from 3 exons. Gene Ontology annotation, biological process: formation of translation preinitiation complex; translational initiation. Bases 19 to 1872 code for a protein of 617 amino acids.